Bathycoccus prasinos is the source of this 6363-nucleotide messenger RNA. Its product is annotated as acetyl-CoA carboxylase. The transcript has 2 exons. NCBI's taxonomy places the organism in Eukaryota, Viridiplantae, Chlorophyta, Mamiellophyceae, Mamiellales, Bathycoccaceae. Gene Ontology annotation, biological process: fatty acid biosynthetic process. Gene Ontology annotation, molecular function: metal ion binding; acetyl-CoA carboxylase activity; ATP binding. The record is from RefSeq and is a predicted model, not a curated record. The coding region runs from base 1 to 6363 and encodes 2120 amino acids.
AUGAGCGCGCAUUCAUCGCUCGUCCGAGCGUCGCUUGGUGGAGUUACCGGUCAAACAAAGAGGAGUUCGUUUCUCGGCGAUGGUAAAGGCUCCAUGAGCGCGAGAGCGGCGGUGCGAAGACCGUCGACGGUGCAGAGCGCGUUUCCGGUGGUCGUCCCGUCGCCAAGAGAUUCGGCGUUGGCGGCGAGAAGAAAGGGUACGACUCCGAAAGCGGUGAGAGAGCCGGAGCAAUCGUCCAUGGCGUCUGCGUCGGAUAAGUUGGCGGAGUACGUCGCGAACAAAGGCGGUAAGAGAGUGAUUCGAAAAGUGCUCGUGGCGAACAACGGGAUGGCGGCGACCAAGGCUAUUUUGUCCAUGCGAAGAUGGGCGUACAACGAGUUGGGCGAUGAGAAUGCGAUUAAGUUUGUCGUCAUGGCCACGCCGGAAGAUAUCGGGGCGAACGCUGAGUUUAUUCGUUACGCGGAUGACUUUAUUGAAGUUCCGGGCGGCAAGAACGUGAACAACUACGCGAAUGUGGAUUUGAUCACGGAGAUUGCCGUGAGAGAAGGCGUGGACGGCGUCUGGCCCGGUUGGGGUCACGCCUCCGAGAACCCGAAGUUGCCGACAGCUUUGAAGAAGAACGGCAUCCAGUUCAUCGGUCCGACUGCACCGGUCAUGUCCGUGCUUGGCGAUAAGAUUGCGGCGAAUAUUCUCGCGCAAACAGCGAAAGUUCCGUCGAUCCCGUGGUCCGGCGACGGCUUGGUCGCAAACUUGACGCCGGAAGGUACAAUUCCACAAGAAACGUUCGAUAAAGCCAUGGUAACGACAGUCGAAGAGUGCGUCGCCGCGGCGGACAGGAUUGGUUUUCCGGUUAUGUUGAAAGCUUCUGAAGGUGGCGGUGGUAAAGGUAUCCGCAUGUCCGCCAACAAGGAAGAGUUGAUUGUUAACUUUGACCAAGUCAAGGCGGAAGUUCCGGGCUCACCGAUGUUUAUGAUGCAGUUGUGCACGGAAGCGAGACACUUGGAAGUUCAAAUCGUUGGCGAUGAACACGGUAACGCCGUGGCCUUUAACGGUCGCGAUUGCUCUACGCAAAGACGUUUCCAGAAGAUUUUCGAAGAAGGUCCGCCAAUCAUUGCCAAGCCGCAUAUUUUCCGCGAGAUGGAAAAAGCUGCGCAGAGAUUGACGCAAAACAUCGGCUACAUCGGUGCCGGUACGGUUGAAUACCUUUACAACGCCGCGACGGAUAAAUACUUCUUUUUGGAGUUGAAUCCGCGUUUGCAAGUUGAACACCCGGUAACGGAAGGUAUCACCGGUGUCAACAUGCCGGCGACGCAGUUGCAGGUCGCCAUGGGUAUCCCGCUUCAUAGAAUGCCAGACGUGAGACGAUUCUACGGAAGAGACGUGGACGGCACGGACACCAUCGACUUUUUGGAAGAAGAGUACAAGCCGAUUGAAAAUCACGUGAUCGCGGCGAGAAUUACGGCUGAAAACCCGGACGAAGGCUUUAAGCCGACUUCCGGCGGCAUUGAAAGAGUGCACUUCCAAUCGACCCCGACGGUUUGGGGUUACUUUUCUGUCGGCGCCAACGGUGGCGUCCACGAAUUCGCGGAUUCUCAGUUUGGUCACAUUUUUGCAUCGGGUAAGACGAGAGAAGAAGCGAGAAAAGCGUUGGUUUUGGCGUUGAAAGGUAUGGUCGUUCGCGGGGAGAUUCGCACGGCAGUUGAAUACCUCGUCAAGCUUUUAGAAACGCAAGCGUUCAAAGAGAACACCAUCGAUACCUCGUGGUUGGAUGGCUUGAUCAAAGAACGCUCGAUCGCGUUGGUGAACGAUCCGCACGCAAUUUGUCUCGGUGCUGCACUCUUCAGAGCAUUCAACCACUCGGAGCAAGAAGAGAAGACGUUUCUCUCCUCGUGGGAAAAAGGUCAAGUGUCGACGCAAGGCAUCUCGAAGUUGACGUCGUUUCCGGUUGAAAUCGCCUACGAAGAUACCAAGUACGAGUUCACGUGCACCAGAGUCGGUGCGGACGAAUACGAGAUGUCCAUUGGCGGUAAGAGUAUUUUGGCGAAGAUGUUUCGACGCAACGACGGCACGCUAGUUGCCAUUUACGGCGGCGUCACGCACGAGAUUGACGGUUUGGAAGAACCGUUGGGUUUGCGCAUGACUUUGGACAGCCAAACGUGGUUGUUGCCGACGUUAUUUGACCCGUCUGAGUUGAGAACGGAUGUCACCGGUAAACUUAUCCGCUUUUUGCAAGAGGACGGCGCGGAAGUCCAAGCCGGGAAGCCGUACGCCGAAGCCGAGGCGAUGAAGAUGGUCAUGCCGCUCAUCGCGCAAGAAUCCGGGAAGAUCUCGCACGCGAAAACCGCCGGCGCGGUGAUCAGUGCGGGUGAUUUACUCGCGAACCUCACUUUGAAGGAUCCGUCUAAAGUUAAGAAGAUUAUCAACUUUAACGGUGACUUCAGAAUGUCUACGGUGGAGGAACCGGCGGCCGCUGCGGAUGAGAAACUCACCUCGGCGGUUGACCGCGUGAACAAUCUUCUCGAUGGUUUUGGCGGUAAUGUUGACGAAGCUCUCACCAACUUGUACGCAGCUUUCACGGAACAAAACGAAAGUGAUGGACAAUCUCGAUGGGAAAAAGCCACUUCGAUCAUGGAAGGCAUCGUGCAGCGAUACUUGGACGUCGAGAGCGUCUUUGAAUCCAAGUCCAUGGAUGCCGUCAUGGCGACGUUGAUCAAGGGUAAAACCGGAGAUGCGUUGAAUCCAGUGUUGGCGCAAGUUCGCGCCCACUCCAAGUUAAAGGAACGAUCGAAACUCGUUUUGAACUUGCUCUUGCAAGCGCCAACUUUGCCACAAAGAGUCAUCGCGAGAGGACCGAUUUCGUGGGCGGACGAUCACGCUCCGAUCUCGGAUUCGUUCCAAGCCACCAUCAAGCGAUUAUCGAAGCUUCGAGGCGGUGAUUACGGGGAAGUUGCGCUUUCUGCGAACGCCAUCUUACAAGAGCGACGAUUGCCGUCACUUGAUAAGAGAGUCGCCGAGCUUCGCAAGCUUCUCGCCGGAAAGAAGAAGUUGUUGCGACCGUGGGGCGAGGCGGAAUCUGGCGAUUUGCAAGCGCUUGCGGAGUCGCCGACUUUAGCCGUCGAUUUGUUGCCGUCCUUGUUUGAAGACGACGACGAUAAGGUUCGCGAGAACGCGAUGAGUACUUACGCGCGCCGUGUUUAUCGCGCGCACAACAUUCUCGAAGUUUCCAAAGGCGAAACGGGGAACUCUAUGACGUGGAAGUUCAAGUUCCGCACGUAUCCGGAUGAUUCUCCUGUUCGAACCGGUUUGCUCGUCACCGCGAAGAAUAUCUCCGAAGUCGAACAAAACUUUGGCUCGUAUUUGGCGCAGUUGAAGGCUGCGCACGGUGACGCCAAGGGCCCGCCGGUGUUACAUAUUGCGCAAACCGAGCAGCCAGACGACGGCGAUUGGUCGUUGAAGAUGGACCAAGUCUGCGCAAAGCACAAGGAAGAAUUGAAAGCCUUGAACGUGAAAUUUGUCAACUGCUUGGUGUUUGAGAAGUUUGCGUUACCGGUCUACCGCACGUGGCACGUGAACAAGGACUACGCCGAAGAUCCGCUCUACAGAGGCGAGCGUCCGACGGUGUUGCACUUGCUCGAGCUCGUUCGAUUGGAGAACUACAAAUUGACGAGAAUACCGACGGUGAACAGAGACUUGCAUAUUUACGUGGGUGAUUUGGCCGCCGGUACGAGAGCGAAAGACAUGUUGUUGAGAAGACUCGCGCACAGCAAAGACACCAUGUCUGGCGGUUUGGAAAGAACUUUGAAUAAGGCUUUGGACGCGAUCGAUAUCGCGAGAAUGGAUUCAAAAGCGAAAGGAUGCAACUCCACUAGAAUUUACAUCAACUAUUUAUCUGAGGUUGAGGGCGACUUCACGAAGCAGGCGAACUUGUUGAAGGAGAAGGUUUCCGAAUACAUCGCCGCCAACUCCACUAGAUUGUUAAACUUGUCUGUCGAUGAGAUUGAACUUCGAUUCCGAGUGAGCAACGAAUUGACGCCGAUUCGCAUCAUGGGCACGUCCAUGUCCGGCAACUGGUUGAAGGUUGACAUGUACAGAGAGUACCUCGAACCGGUUUCUGGACGCGCCGAGCAAUUCUGCUUGAUUGGCGCGGAUGGUAACGAUGACGCGUGCUUCUUUGAGCCGUACCCGUCGGCGGGUCCGUUGCAAAACAAGAGAGCAAUUGCGAGAGCUAUCGGGACGACGUACAUUUAUGACUUCCUCGGCUUGAUUGAAAAAGCGAUGUUGUCCGCGUGGAGAAAGCAAAUCGCCUCUUUCGGCGCCGGUUCUGUUCCGCAAAACUUCUUCCAAGCUGAAGAGGCGGUCUUUGACGAAAGCACGAAGGAGUUGACGUGGACGAAGGAAGGCGUCCCGGGUCAAAAUAAAAUCGGUAUGGUUGCGUGGAGAUGCACGAUGAAGACGUGCGAAUACCCGGAAGGAAGAGAAGUAGUGUUUGUCGGGAACGAUUGCACCGUCAUGUCUGGUUCGUUUGGCGUCAAGGAGGACGACUUCUACUUUGCCGUCUCUCAAUACGCCAGAGAAAAUAACAUUCCGAGAGUCUUCUUGGCAUGUAACUCUGGCGCCCGAAUCGGUUUAGUCGAAGAGUUGAAGCCGUAUUUCAAAGUAGCGUGGAUUGACGAUGCCAACCCGGGUAUGGGCUUCAAGUACCUCUACCUCACCGAGGCGGACUAUAAGAACUUCCCGGAAGGCACGGUCAACGCGGAGAAAGUGAACGAAGGCGGCGAAACGCGAAUGAAGUUGACGGAUAUCAUCGGUCAAAUUCACGGCAUCGGCGUCGAAAACUUGAGAGGUUCUGGUAUGAUUGCCGGCGAGCAGUCCGCGGCGUACGAUCAAGCGUUUACCUUGUCAUACAUCUCCGGUCGAUCUGUUGGUAUCGGCGCUUACUUGAACAGAUUAGGUCAAAGAAACAUCCAAAUGAAGAACGGUCCGAUGAUUUUAACUGGCUACUUGGCCUUGAACAAGUUGCUCGGGAAAGAAGUGUACACUUCUCAAGACCAACUUGGCGGUCCACAAGUCAUGAUGCCGAACGGCGUCUCGCACUUGCAAGUCGAAGACGAUCAAGCCGGCGUCGAUGCCAUCAUCCGAUGGUUGUCGUACACGCCAAAGACGACCAUCGGAAUGGCGCCGGCGUUGCCGACGUCCGAUCCGGUGAAUCGCGCGAUUGAGUUUAUGCCGACGAAGACGCCGUACGAUCCGCGUCACAUGCUCGCCGGUACGACCAACCCGGAAACUGGUGACUACGUUUCUGGCUUUUUCGAUAAGGAUUCGUGGACCGAAACCUUACCGGACUGGGGUAAAUCCGUCGUCGUCGGCCGCGCUCGAUUAGGCGGCAUCCCGAUGGGUGUCAUCUCGGUCGAGACGCGCUUGAUGGAGCAACGCAUCCCGGCGGAUCCGGCGAACCCGGAAUCCCGUGAGGCUGUUUUAGCGCAAGCCGGUCAAGUUUGGUUUCCGGACUCUGCGCACAAAACGGCCACGGCGAUUCGAGAUUUCAAUAAAGGGGAAAACUUGCCGUUGAUCAUUUUUGCCAACUGGAGAGGCUUCUCCGGCGGUACGAGAGAUAUGUACGGCGAGAUUUUGAAAUUCGGGGCUAUGAUUGUAGACGAGUUGAGAGAGUACAAGCAACCGGUAUUCGUAUACAUCCCGCCGAACGGUGAAUUGAGAGGUGGCGCGUGGGUCGUCGUCGAUCCAACCAUCAACUUGAAGAAGAUGGAGAUGUUUGCCGACACGGAGUCUCGAGGUGGUAUCUUAGAACCGCCGGGAAUCUGCGAGGUCAAGUUCCGCCAAAAAGAUCAACUUCUGACCAUGCAUAGAAUGGAUUCGGAGUUGAUGGAGUUAGACAAGAACCCAGAAGCGAAUCACGAUGCGAUCAAGAAGCGAGAGAAUGCGUUGUUGCCGAUGUACACGCAAGUCGCGCACGAGUUUGCGGAUUUACACGAUCGAUCGGGGAGAAUGUUCGCCAAGGGCGUCAUCAACGGCGUCGUCCAGUGGCCAAAAGCCAGAGAAUACUUCUACAACCGAUUACAGCGACGAUUAUCCAUCGAUGCGCUCAUCGAUUCGUGCGAGGACAAAUUAGGCAGCAGCGUCAAAAUGGCUCGAUCGGUUUCUGAAAUCGUCAAAGACGCCAUCGUCGUCGCCGGCGGGUGCGCGUGGGACGACGACGUGAAAGUCAAAUCUUACGUGGACUCCAACGGAGAUAAAAUCGUUUCUGCCGUCAUGCAAGAAGCGAGAACGGCCAAGGUUGCGGCCAUGUUAUCUGAAAUCAAAGCUUUGGACGCUGAAACCGUCGCCGCGGUAAAGAACGGUUUGUAG